Zingiber officinale is the source of this 1696-nucleotide messenger RNA. Its product is annotated as zinc-finger homeodomain protein 3-like. Gene Ontology annotation, cellular component: nucleus. The transcript is spliced from 2 exons. Gene Ontology annotation, biological process: regulation of DNA-templated transcription; regulation of developmental process. Gene Ontology annotation, molecular function: transcription cis-regulatory region binding; DNA-binding transcription factor activity. Bases 536 to 1393 code for a protein of 285 amino acids. The record is from RefSeq and is a predicted model, not a curated record. NCBI's taxonomy places the organism in Eukaryota, Viridiplantae, Streptophyta, Magnoliopsida, Zingiberales, Zingiberaceae.
CUGGCCUGUAAAAUUUCUGGCUCCGCUCUUUUCAUCUUGCUCUUCAACCUUUGUGCUCCCUCACUUGGUCCCUUAUUUAGUGCCUCGCUACCUCAACCCUCAAGUCACUUCUUGCUUCAUUCAUCUCCUUGUCCUUCUCGUUCUUGCUCUAACCAUUGUCUCAUCACCGCACGGGUCCAGGCAUCAUGGAGAGGCUACUGUUUACGCUACCUGUUUGGUUGGGGUGCUGCUUGGCGAUGAGGUGGAGUACUUGAAUGCUAGGGGGGAUCUCUAGGUUGAGGAAGACGUCUGUUUUUCACCAAAUCGAAACCGAUUUCUUCAUCUUCUUUCUUUUGCAGUUUUUGCAACAAACUCACACCUUCUCUUCCUGAUUGAAGUACUGCUAUCUUUUCCUCGUCGAGAAGAAGUCAAUUAACUCUUUCAUAUGUCUCUCUUCUUGAGAAACAAACAAAUAAAUAAAGGAUUAUCUGGGUAAAGAUCUCUCCCAAGAAGUUUGAAGCCGAAAGGCCUUGAGAGGUCAGAAAGAGCACAAGGGAUGAUGGAUCUUUCUGGGCAUGAAGGUGAGAUGACAAUCCCAAUAGCUAGUGCCUAUAUUGGUGGCGGUACUCAUGGCCACAACAACAGCAGCAUCCAUGGCAGCCUUUCCCUCCACCACCACCACCGCGACCGCCAGCAGCCCUCCAAUGGUCCUCCUCCUCCUCCCUCUCUAGUCCUACCCGUUGCCAGCGCCGCCGCAGAGGACCAUCACCACUGCAGCGCCCAGAAAGGCACGAUCAAGUACAGGGAGUGCCUCAAGAACCACGCGGCCUCCAUCGGCGGCAAUGCCACCGAUGGCUGCGGCGAGUUCAUGCCCAGCGGCGAGGAGGGCACCCUCGAGGCGCUCAAGUGCUCGGCCUGCGGCUGCCACAGGAACUUCCACAGGAAGGAGACCGAAGGAGAAGAGCAGCCUUCUCCAUCGGAGUACCUCCACCCGCUCAGCCUCAGAGGAAGGAAGGUGGUGGGCUACAAGAGGACCCAUCUCCUUCUCCCUAGCCCUGACCACUACCACCAGCUUGUCCCACGAGUCAGCCCGCACAGCAUGAUCAUGCCUCUGCAGCAGCAGCAGCAGCAGCAGACGUCGGAGUCGGAGGAGGUGGAAGUGAUAAGGCCAGCUUUGGUGGUGAAGAAGAGGGCCAGGACCAAGUUCACGGCGGAGCAAAAGGAGAAGAUGCUGCGGUUCGCGGAGAAGGCCGGGUGGAGGCUCCAGAAGCAAGAGGAGAGCGUGGUGCAGCAGUUCUGCCAGGAGAUCGGGGUGAAGAGGAGAGUGCUCAAGGUGUGGAUGCACAACAACAAGCACAACUUGGCAAAGUUGCAUGUUCCUCCACACCUUUCCAGUUUGAAUGACCACCAUUAAUUGCACUCACCAGUUCCUCCUCCUCCUCCAUCUUCCUUGCCAGUGCUCUCAUUGACUAGCUUAAUUAUUAUUUCUUUCAUUCUUCUCAUGGUAGAUGUUGAGCUUGGUAGAGAAUGCCAAAAACUAUUUUACUAUGUCAUUGUCACCUAUGCUGUGAUGAUUCCGCUGUUGUUCCUAAACUUCAAACUUUGCAUGGUAUUGGGCAGAAGUUUGUUAGAGAACUUAUUACGCCACUGUUAUCUGUGAUUUUGGCAGGAGUGAAGUGAUGGAUGAAAGAAGAUGGGGCAUGAGCUACUCGUUUAA